AUGGAGCGCCAACCCGCCGACAUCAUCGACCUGACUUCCCCGGAGCGGGCAGAGGACAGCGACGAUGAGGUGCAGCUGAUCGAGGCCCCCUCUGCGCCGCCCGUCGCGCCGCCGCCCGCUGUGGCUGCCGGCGCCGACGCGGACGCCGAGGUGGAGCUCGUGGGCUCGCGCGGCGUGAAUGCUGCUCGCGACCUGCCGCACCGGCGCGAAGACUGCCUGCACCACCCCUUCUCCGCCGGACGCGAAGCGGCGCACUGUCCCCUGUGCUACUGCGCCGAGUGCGACGGCCUCGCGAAUUUGGCCGCUCCGCCGGCGGAGCUGCUCUGCCCUUGCUGCUCGGAGCACCUGCCGCCCGGCGGGUGGCAGCGCGAGGGGGCUAGCCCCGCGGUCUCCUUUCUCUGCGCCACGUGCCUCGCCGCGCUCGACGCCGCGCUGGACUAG
Molecule: messenger RNA, 441 nt
Organism: Emiliania huxleyi CCMP1516
Lineage: Eukaryota; Haptophyta; Isochrysidales; Noelaerhabdaceae
Exons: 3
Coding region: 1-441 (146 amino acids)
Source: RefSeq, a predicted model, not a curated record